GUAUACCAUCAUCAAACUUGAGGAUCCCAAUAACAACAGGAUUGGACAAUGGCUCAAUGAAACAUCCAACAGCAAAAUACUGCAGCUCUCCUACCCCCUAAACUCUGAGGCCCAGGAAGGAUCCUACAAAAUCAUUGUGUCAGCAGGAGAAAAUAAAAUACAGCACAACUUUAAAGUGGAGAAGUAUGUUCUGCCCAAAUUUGAUGUAACAAUAAAUGUAAAGGAAGAAGUUAGUGUUGGGCAGGAAGGAAUUGAAGCUAAAGUGUGUGGAAAGUACACAUACGGACAGCCUGUGCCAGGAAGUGUUACUGUGAAAAUGUGCCGACCUUUUUAUGACUCCACUCCCAAGAGUCAGAGGAAAAAACCUCUUUGUGACAUUCAGACACAGAAGGCAGACAAAACAGGAUGUAAUACAUUUGAAUUCCAAAUGUCAAUUUUCACCAGAGGCGAUCGACUAGAAUUACAACAUAAACUUGAUGUCACUGCCACAGUGGAAGAGGAAGGAACAGGUACAUCACUCUCACAAGUGAAGCAAAUUCAAAUCUCAUAUGUUAUUGGAAAACUGUCUUUUGUUGAUGUUCCAAAUGUUUAUGAUCAAGACUCAGUGGUGGAGGGAAAGGUCAAAGCUGUUCACUACAAUGACACACCCAUGUCACACCAGUCUUUGUACCUGUUUAGAAGUACUUGGACUACACUCGUUCAUCAGGAACUCAGAACUGACAUCCAUGGUUUUGCCUCAUUCUCUCUCAGAACUUAUGCAUUGAAAGGAGAUAUUUUUCUUUAUGUUAGCCCCUUACCAUCAAUAUCCUACUCUACAUAUAAAGUUCCUCAUAUUUUGAAAGCAUCUCACACUAUUAGGAAGUCUCAACCUUCAUCUGUUACAACAACCAGCUCCCUGAAUAUAAAAAGCAAGACAAUACUUCCCUGUGACAAAGAAACAGAGAUCUUUAUUGAGUACACUUUUGUGCAGGAAUCUCCAGGCUCUGUGGAUUUCAUUUACCUGAUGUUAUCCAGAGGAGCUAUUGCCAGUCAAGGACAAAUACUGGUUGAGGUGGAAAAUAAAUCAGUGAAUGAAGGUGAGGUGUCCUUUAAGCUCAACGUGUCUCCAGACUUGGCUCCAGAAGUCCAGAUUAUGGUUUACGCUGUCCUACCCAGCAAGAAGGUGAUCAGUCAAAGUACUGACUUCUCCACUGAGAAAUGCUUUAACCAUAAGGUCUCUCUGGAGUUUUCUUCAUCAUCAGCUGUUCCAGGAGAGGAGACCAACCUGCAGCUGACGGCUCAGCCUGACUCUCUAUGCGGUGUCAGUGCCAUCGAUCAGAGUGUCCUCAUCAAGGAGCCUGGAAAGACUCUGGAUGCAGAGAAGAUAUUUAGUUUGCUGCCUGUCAGAAAAGUAUCAAAAAUACCAUCUGACAUUGUGGAAUCUACGGAUUGUUUACCCGAUAUGAAGAAAGUGGGACUGAAGAUGGCAACAAACCUGUUUACUGAAUUUUUAUGUUCUAAAAUGUUGUCUAAGUCAGUUUUGCAAUAUGCGGAAAUAUCAUCGAGAGGCCUGGUACUUGAUGAAAUCAGUUUAGUACCAUCAAACUUUCAAGAUAAAGAUGUUGAAGGUGAAACUGAAGACAUCUUAGAACCCACAAAGACAGUUCGCACCUUUUUUCCUGAAUCUUGGAUAUGGGACUUGGUAGAAACUGGGUAAGCAAGGCGGAUCAUUAAGUCCUGAAAACAAAAAUUUAUUUAGCUACUUUUACUCUAUUAUUUAUUUUUAUGUAUUUAUUUAAUCUAUGUGCACUUUUAGGCUCUGAACAAAAUUUGCUGUUAUCAGUAUGUCUUUAUCUCAGACAUGAUCAAUAAAUCAUAUUUCAGAAAUUAAAUUUGUAAACAAAAAUGUGACGGGGUUUUCAUAUGACUUGGACAAACAGAAAUAUGACUGCCCAAGGCCAGAUUUCACUUUGGUGAAAUUUAUUUAGCUCUUCAAGUGAACAAAGAUGGCAGGUGCAAAAUUAUAUACAAGGACGUCCAGAUAGGUCAAAACAAAACAGACAGCAGUACCUUCAAGGAAAGAGUCCAUCACCUUCACUGUGACAUGGCAGGAGUCUAGCCACAGACUGCCUCCCUGUGGCGCAGAGCCCUGCUUUUAAAGCCACAGGCUCCGCCCACAGAAA
This is a messenger RNA of Poecilia latipinna (sailfin molly), 2162 nucleotides long. Its product is annotated as alpha-2-macroglobulin-like. The transcript has 14 exons. The record is from RefSeq and is a predicted model, not a curated record. NCBI's taxonomy places the organism in Eukaryota, Metazoa, Chordata, Actinopteri, Cyprinodontiformes, Poeciliidae. The coding region runs from base 317 to 1696 and encodes 459 amino acids.